UGUACACUCUAUUUUAUUCAUGUAUAUCCAUUAGAAUAGAAUAGAUACCAUUUAUUAGCCAUUUAUUGGCCUUUUAUUGUAACUGGGCCAGUCAGGCCCAAGCCUGGAAGCCCAGCCCUCUUUUCUCCUAUAAAUACUCCCUAUGGGAGCCAUGUAAAAGGGACUAAAUGGUUGAAUGGUUGAUUGGAAUUCAUUAUACAUAUCACUUUAUCUCUCUAGCUCUCCCUUCUCUCUAAGAUUAAAUAAUCUAUCAUUUGGUGCUCUCGUUGAGAGUUAGAAUAUAUCAAGUGAGAUCCUCCCGACCAAUAAUAUAUGACGUGAUAGCACCUUGGCCUUAGUUGGGGCAACAUGCACCUUCGGUCAAGGAGCAUGCCACUCAAAAAUAGGGCCGAGUCCCAAUUACCACUUCGGCCAAAUUGGAGGAAGAGGUCAUCCCUCUCCACUCAAAUACCAAGAGCCCGUUUGGAGAACUCUUUUUUCGGCUUAUCAGGCUUAUCAGCCAGCUUUUUCACCAAACACGUAACUUUUACUUUCGCGCGCUGAAUUGUGUAAUAAGCCGAAAAAGUAAGGUUGGAGUUACUUUUCUGGCUGUAUUGGCUGAAGUUACUGUAGAGGACCAUUUUAGCUAUUUUUACAUAUAAUUUUUUCUUUAAUUUAUUAAUAAAAUUUAUUUUUAAAAUAUUUUUUUCUUAAAUCAGCAGAAUCAGCCAAAACAGCCACUCCAGCCAGAAUAUCAUAAAUUUCAACAGAAUCAGCCAAAACAGCCGAUUUUGGUGCUACCAAACGGGCUCAAGUAACGUACAAAGAAAAAGAAGCAGCCUGAGUAGUAGCUGAUUCACAUCGGCCAGAGCACUCGCAUGCUUAAUAGUCUUCCCAACAUACUAGAACAAAAGGACAAGUGCAGCGGACUCCACCGACUCUCAGCUCCAGCUUGGCAGAAACAACCAGCUAGAACUCCGCACCGCGUCGGCCAGCAACACCAUCGGCCAGCAUUUGGAAUCAAUUAUCCACACGUCGGCCAAGUGCCGCCACGGCUCAAGUGAAGCAACUGGCGGCAGCCCCUCGUCUCCAACAGGUGCACCCCAUCGGCUAAACAAUUGGGAGAGGCUUGCCAUCGGCCAGUACACCAUCGGCCGGCACACGUCAACUGUCGACCCGCGCACCGGCCACCACUUCGGCUGACACCACUUCCGCCGGCACCCCAUCGGCUGGCACCCGCAUCGGCCGCCACGCAUCAGCCGGCUCUUCAUCGGCCAACAUUCAUCAGCUGUCAUCCAUCGGCCGGCACCACUUCGGCCGGCACCAAUUCGGCCGGCAACAGAUCGACGCACCGCAACGGCAGGCACUGCUUCGGCCGCGCACCGCACCGGUCAAAAAGAGGGACACCGCAUCGUCCGGACCGCAUCGUCCAAAACAGGGCCGCCUCGUCAAGCCACCUCAUCGGCCGGACCGCAUUGCCCGGACCGCAUCGGCCAAAACAGGCCACCUCGUCAAGCAACCGUAUCGUCUGGACCGCGUCGGCCAAAACAGGGUAUACCUCGGCCAGAGUGAAGGUAACCCCCUCGUCCAUAGCUCCCAUCGGCUCCAAUUCACAGACUCUUCAACCAAAUCAGGAACUCUGGGUCACCUCUGCCAAACAGGACCUCCGUCCAAACCUGCAAAAUCAGUCACCAUCGGCCAUUGGAAUCGCCUCGGGCAGAACCCAUCGGCCAUUGGCCUCGCCUCAGUCAAAACCCGGCGGCCGGCGACACAUCGCCUCGCCCAGCCUGCCUGACGAACUGACGCGUCGCAUCAGGCAGUCUCCUCGGAGAAGCAGGUCGGUUUGGCGGAGAAGAUCUCUGCCCCUUUCAUCGGCGAUCGCAGCAGGCGGCAAUCCCCAUGGCAUCUGGCGAAUAAGCCGCUUCGUCUUCUUCUCCGUUGUUCCUCACAAACGAAGGACGCACCGUCUCCUUCUCUGUAUUCCUCGCAAGCGAGCUACGCCGGGCUAAAAACUCAAAAUCAAAUCAGCAACGGGCCAGCUAUUUAAUCUCAGGAGCUGGAUUUCUUAAAGAGCAGGCCCAAUCUUAUAUUUCCCUGCUUGAAUACUAAGCAGGGCAGGCUUCGGCCCAAAUACAAGUAAGUCUCACAAACCUUUCCUCCUAUUUUAUGCAUUAAAUAUGGGGCAAAAUAGUUUUACUACUAUUCAAAAAAAAAAAAGUAUAGUUUUACUACUAUUCCGGAAAAAAUAGUUUUACUACUAUUCCAAAGAGAAAAAGAAAAAAUAGUUUUACUAUUAUUAUCAUCGCCAACAUUGCUAGCGGAUUAAAAUCCCCAAUUGGUGCGGGCCAAAGCCUUAACCUUCCGAACAUCUUUAUUUGAUGAUUCGGAUUAUAUUUGGGUCCCUUGACCUACCCCGGUUAUCUUUAUUUGAUGACCCGGGCAUCUAGAAUGAGAGUCAUCAUCGACCGCACACGACAUUAUGCCUAGAAGCGGUGCACCUCAUUCCCCUACACGCUAAUUGCGUCAUCCUAAAGCCGUUGCAAUAAACAACGCACCUAAAGCCGUCGCAAUAAACGACGCACCCAAAGCCGUUGCAAUAAACAACGCACUCAAAGCCGUUGCAAUAAACAACGCACCUAAAGCCGUCGCAAUAAACGACGCACCCAAAGCCGUUGCAAUACACAACGCACCUAAGGCCGUUGCGAUCCACAAUGCGCCUACAAAGCCGUUGCAAUAAACAACGCACCUAAAUAUCGUAUCGGCACAAGCGGUGAAACACCCAAAUCGGCCGGCGAUAUGCAGGACGAAGGACCUGUGUGCAUGGUCCAACGUCUUCAAACGGAGAAGCAUACCGCGUCGUCCGCGCGGAAACCGCAGGACGACAGGCCUGAAUUAAGGCUGAGGUUACAAAAACUCCACCCGUCAGUAAAAUUUCGCUCAGGACCACAAAGGGCGGCCGUCAAAAGACGAUGCCUAGUCCGGUCCCUCGUCGCCGAUAGACGUGGAAAGGCAAAAAAGGAUGCCACUGACACACCAAGCCGAGGGCGUAUUUACUCCCUCGCACUAAAAAAAAAAAAAAAAAAAGAGGGAAGCCGACGGACCGCGCACUUGCCGGCCUCGAGCAAUAAAAAUAAAUAAAUUCCCCAAACUUAUUAUUCAUCUCAAGACCGGCUCCCAAUGCCGAAGCUCUUGCUCCAUCAGCUUAUGAACGGCCUCCCCAACGCCGUCAUACUUUUAUAUGACGAUCGGCUCAUCAUCGCCUCGUCAUCAUCCGGAUCGGCUCAUCAUCAUCGCCAUCCGUUCUUCACGAUCGGCCCCUCGGCCACGACGUGAUGCUUUAUCUCAAGACCGGCCUCCCCAGCGCCAAGUGUCUUGAGCUAGCGACCGGGCUCGCCAUUCCCCUCACGGAUGGCGACUGUCGCUUCUACAUGACGAUCGGCUUCAUCAUCGCCUCGUCAUCAUUAUCCGGAUCGGCUCCUCAUCGCCAUCCGCACAUCACGACCGGCCUCCCAGCCUUGGCGUGAUUAUUUCUCCUCAAGACCGGCUUCUCAUUGCCAAGUGUCUUGAGUUGGCAAUCGGGCUCGCCGUCCCUUCCUGGAUGGUGACCGUUGCCUCUAUAUGACGAUCGGCUUCAUCAUCGCCUCGUCAUCAUUAUCCGGAUCGGCUCCUCAUCGCCAUCCGCACAUCACGACCGGCCUCCCAGCCUUGGCGUGAUUAUUUCUCCUCAAGACCGGCUUCGCAUUGCCAAGUGUCUUGAGUUGGCAAUCGGGCUCGCCGUCCCUUCCUGGAUGGCGACCGUUGCCUCUAUAUGACGAUCAGCCUUCACAUCGCCUCGUCAUCAUAUGUUGGACCGGCUCAUUAUCGCCGUCGUCCUUACAUCGCGUCCGGCCUCUCGGCUAAGGCGUGAUACCUUAUCUCAAGACCGGUCUUAGUCAUCCCUUCCCGGAUGGCGACCGUUGCUUGGAUCUUCGGAUCGGCUCAUCAUCAUCGCCAUCCGCACAUCGCGAUCGGCCCCCCGGCCUCGACGUGAUGAUCUAACUCAAGACCGGCUCCCUUAGCGCCAAGUGUCUUGAGCUAGCGACUGGGCUUGCUAUUCCCUUCCGGGAUAGCAACCGUCGCCUCUACAUGACGAUCGGCUCAUCUCCGCCUCGUCAUCAUCAUUAUUCGGAUCGGCUCAUCAUCAUCGCCAUCCGCACAUCACGACCGGCCUCCCAGCCUUGGUGUGAUUAUUCCUUCUCAAGACCGGCUUCUCAUCGCCAAGCGUCUUGAGUUGGCAAUCGGGCUCGCCGUCCCUUCCUGGAUGGUGACCGUUGCCUCUACAUGACGAUCGGCCUUAUCAUUGCCUCAUCAUCAUAUCUCGGACAUGCUCCUCAGCAUCUUCGUCCUCACAUCACGAUCGGGCCCUUCGGCCACGACGUAAUGCUUUAUCUCAAGACCGGCUCCCUCAGCGCCGAGUGUCUUGAUCUAGCGAUUGGGCUUGCUAUUCCCUUCCGGGAUAGCAACCGUCGCCUCUACAUGGCGAUUGGCCUAUCAUUGCCUCGUCAUCAUACAUUGGAUCGGCUUAUCAUAGUCGUCAUCCUCGCAUCGCGGUCGGCCUCUCGGCCAAGGCGCGGUACCUUAUAUCAAGACUGGUCUUAGCCGUUCCUUUACUGGGUGGCGACCAUUGCAUGGAUUUUUGGGUCGGCCCCUCAGUGCCGAUCAUGGCAGGCCCUCGGCCUCGACAUGAUCAUAUUCCCCAAGACCGGUCUCAGUUAUUCCUUCAUCAGAUGGCGACCGUUGCUUGGACGUUUGGCUCGGCCUCAUAGUGCUGACGACCUCGCAUCACGAUCGGCCCCCCGGCCUCACGUCAGCGCCAAGUGUGUUGAGCUAGCGAUCGGGCUCCCCAUCCCUUCCUGGAUGGUGACCGUCGCCUCUACAUGACGACCGGCUCAUCUCUGCCUCGUCGUCAUUAUUCGGAUCGGCUACCCAUUAUCGCCAUCCUCAUGUCACGACCGCCGCCCCGGCCUCGGCGUGAUGAUAUAUCUCAACACCGGCUUCAUCAGCGCCGAGUGUGUUGAGCUAGCGAUCAGGCUCGCCAUCCCUUCCUGGAUGGUGACUAUCGCCCCUACAUGGCGACCGGCUUAUCAUCGCCUCGUCAUUAUUAUUUUGGAUCGGCUCCUUAUCACGGCCUUCCUCACAUCACGAUCGGCCCCUAGGCCACGAUGUGAUGUCCUAUCUCCGAGACCGGCCUCUCAUUGCCGAAUGUCUUGGGUUAGCGAUCGGGCUCGCCAUCCCCUCCUGGAUGGCGACCGUUGCCUAUAUAUGAUGAUCGGCUCAGCAUUGCCUCGUCAUCGUAUCAUCAGACAGGCGUCCCACGCCCCGUCCUCAUGUUCAGACAGGCGUCCAACGCCUCGUCCGCAUAUAUUCAGACAGGCGUCCAACGCCUUGUCCCCACAUUCAGACAGGCGUCCAACGCCUCGUCCUCAUAUUCAGACAGGCGCCCAGCGCCUCAUCCUCAUAUUCAGACAGGCGUCCAACGCCUCGUCCUCAUGUUCGGAUCUAGCAAACAUCUUGCGGUCUCCGGCUCAGAGACUAAAGGAUCUCAGAUCUCAUCUAUAGGCCCCUCGGCCACAUCUUGCUCUAGCAUCUUUAUUUGAUGACGAAGGGCUCUCAUACAGGCCCAUCGGCCAUGUAUCUUGCUCCGUCAUCUUUAUUUGAUAACGAGAAGCUCAUCUAUAGGCCCCUCGGCCAUAUACCGCUCUGUCAUCUUUAUUUGAUGACGAAGAGCUCAUCUACAGGCCCAUCGGCCAUAUACCGCUCUGUCAUCUUUAUUUGAUGACGAGGAGCUCAUCUACAGGCCCAUCGGCCAUAUAUUAUUCUGUCAUCUUUAUUUGAUGGCGAAGAACUCAUCUACAGGCCCAUCGGCCAUAUAUUAUUCUGUCAUCUUUGUUUGAUGACGAAGAGCUCAUCUACAGGCCCAUCGGCCACAUAUCGUUCUGUCAUCUUUAUUUGAUGACGAGGAACUCAUCUAUAGGCCCCUAAGCCAUAUCUCGCCCCGUCGUCUUUAUUUGACGACGUGGAGCUCUUAUGCAGGCACCUCGGCCAUACAUCGCCCCGUCGUCUUUAUUUGACGAUGUGGAGCUCUUAUCCAGGCCCCUCGGCCACACAUCGCCCCUUCGUCUUUAUUUGACGACGUGGAGCUCUCAUAUAUGCCUCUCGGCCACUACCCCCAGUCAUCUUUAUUUGAUGACGUGGAGCUCACAUCGGCCCGUCGGCCUCAUAUUAUGGUCAUCUUUAUUUGAUGAACCAGACAUCAUAUUGUGGACGGUCGCUCGACCCAUCCCUUAGUCAUCUUUAUUUGAUGACUAGGACUACUGAUCAUGACGAGCUACCCACAUCUAUGGAUCGGCCUCGGCCAUCCCCUCGGCAGACGGACACCGCUGCAGCUCCACCUCUAGGCCGAAGGGCUCGCACCUUUUGCUUCGUUCUGGGGGCAUCCGAUGUACUCUUUUUCCCUCAUUAGGAUUUUUUCCCACAGGGUUUUUCCUAAUGAGGUUUUUAACGAGGCAUCGCCCCAUUGUGGAUCAAAAGGUGUCAACCCUCGGCCCCCUGUUGCAGACAUCAUCAGACAUGCAUUACUCUACUCCUCUUCACCUCGUUACACUCGCCUCAAGGAGUGGGGGACUGGGAGAGCGGGGGACUUAGCGCCUUCGCUACCAAAGAAGCAGAAAUUCAAAAUUUUUGCAAGGAUUGCCACUCGCACCGACGACAUCAUCAUAUCACAUACAUAUUCAGCUGCCACAUCGGCCAGUACAUAUACAUAGCUCCCCGGCCUCAGGACCGGUGGUGAUGGUCUCUGGCCUGCGACCUUCGGCUGAGGAUUUUCCCACAGGGUUGCCUCAGCCAGGGCUCACCGGGCGAGGCGCUUCGACGAUGAGAGCAGUUUACUCACCGGACGACGACAGAUCAGCACACAAUUCUACUCCCUUUCGCCUCGAGUACUCUCGACUCAGAGAGUGGGGGACUCCUGAUAGAGUAUAUAGACUCGGACCCCCGGGUCUCACGACUAUUGGGCCCGGACAGCGGCCCGCAUACGCUCAGUAGAUAGCAUUUAUCUGAUUGUACACUCUAUUUUAUUCAUGUAUAUCCAUUAGAAUAGAAUAGAUACCAUUUAUUAGCCAUUUAUUGGCCUUUUAUUGUAACUGGGCCAGUCAGGCCCAAGCCUGGAAGCCCAGCCCUCUUUUCUCCUAUAAAUACUCCCUAUGGGAGCCAUGUAAAAGGGACUAAAUGGUUGAAUGGUUGAUUGGAAUUCAUUAUACA
Molecule: messenger RNA, 7278 nt
Organism: Cuscuta epithymum
Lineage: Eukaryota; Viridiplantae; Streptophyta; Magnoliopsida; Solanales; Convolvulaceae
Source: the annotation of a GenBank genome assembly